This is a messenger RNA of Penicillium pulvis, 1798 nucleotides long. Its product is annotated as arylsulfotransferase family protein. The coding region runs from base 26 to 1798 and encodes 590 amino acids. The record is from RefSeq and is a predicted model, not a curated record. The transcript is spliced from 3 exons. NCBI's taxonomy places the organism in Eukaryota, Fungi, Ascomycota, Eurotiomycetes, Eurotiales, Aspergillaceae.
GUCGUUGAGGACCUGCAAUGAUCCAAUGCUCAUGCGGGCUUCCUCCGCCAUCAUGCGCUUGAGCUCUUGGCUUGGCCGCAGCGAUCGACCUCACAAAUUCGGAUCUCGUCGCUCAUUUACAGCGGUUCUGCUGGCCCUCGGAGGUUUUAUUUUAUUCUACCUUUUUGUCUUGCCACAGAUUCUUAGGUUCAGAUUCCGAUUUGGCUUGAGCAGGUAUGAUUUGGGAUUUUAUGGAUUUGGUCCUUCACGAACAUACCACUCUUUCGACGAGGAGUCCCCGAUUGUUGAGAUUUCUCCCGCCGGCGCAAAAUGCGACCAACGAUAUACCUUCCUCGCCCCACGAGGUGAUUCCGUCAAACACCCUGGGCCAAUGAUCCUCGACGCUCAGGGCGAGCUUGUCUACAAAAAAUACAAUUGGGGGACUACUCAGGAUUUCAAAGUCCAACACUACAAGGGCGAAGAUUACGUCACAUACUGGCAGGGAGAUGAAGAAGACGGGCAUGGUCGCGGAUCGUGGUAUAUGCUGGACUCGACCUAUACCCCUAAAUACAUUAUAUCCCCUGUUGGCAUUCUUCAGGGCGAUCUACAUGAUAUCCAAUUUACAGUCAACGACACCGCGAUCCUCACCAUUUACGAACCCAUCCCUGCCGAUUUGACAUCCGUCGGAGGCCCCGAACUCGGAUGGCUUUACGAAGGUGUCGUGCAAGAAGUUGACAUCGCGACUGGCGAACUACUCUUCGAAUGGCGAUCUUACGAACCGUUGGGCGACAGGGGUCACGAACGUACCCUCGGAUAUGAUUAUUUCCACAUGAACAGCGUGGACAAGAACGACGAGGGCCACUACCUUGUGUCUGCGCGACACACACACACGGUCACCUGCAUCGAUUCGAGCGGCCAGGUACUCUGGACCCUGGGCGGAAAAUACAACGAAUUCGACGACGAUGGUGUCGCAACCAGCUUCAAGUGGCAGCACGACGCCCGCUGGCGCGGACCUAACCGGAUAACGCUGUUAAAUAACGCGGCUAACGACAACGAAGACCUGUCCGCGGUUAGCCAAGGUCUCCUGCUCGAGUUGGAUAUCCCUGCGCGCGAAGCCAAGGUCGUGACAAAAUACGACCACCCACAGCACAUGAUGGCCGUUACACAGGGUAACGUUCAGGUACUCGAUACCGGGAAUGUGUUGAUUGGAUGGGGCCACAGUGCCGCGUUUACCGAAUUCUCGGCCGAUGGUGAAGUGGUCUGUAACACGCACUUUGGCGCCUCGGCCUACUUCACGUUUGGCCGGACAAUGUCAUACCGAGUCUUCAAGGACAAUUGGGUCGGCAUGCCAGACACUCUCCCCGAUGCCGCGAUGGUAGGGGACAGCGUGUUUGUCAGUUGGAACGGAGCGACUGAAGUCGCUUCAUGGGCUCUCGAAGCCUGGGAUGGGGACAACCUCACAAACAUGACAUUUUCCGUUGUUGACGAGGUUCCACGUUCUGGAUUUGAGACAGAGGUUCCAUUCACGCCUGCCGUUACCUCCUACUUCCGUGUUGCCGCUGUUAAUGCAAAGGGUGAGGUUAUCGGCAGGACGGAGGUUGCUUCGCGAGGCUCAACGCCCCAGGCAAGCUUCUCAUCCGAUCAUCCGUGGGGCGUUACGAUCAUUAUGGUCUUUUCUUUGGGUUGUCUUUUGUGUGGAUUAUACUGCGCUGUGUUCCGUCGUUUACGGCGCCGUAGAGCGGCUACGGGCGGACUAUACCAGCUGGUUACGCCCAAAGAUGAUGAGGAGAGUAAUGAGAAUGGCCAUCUCCCGAUCUAA